GAAAUGGCCGGAACAGAUUUAAUUCCCUUUGAUUAGAUCCAUUGCGUAUUCUGGUGAAUACGCUUCAAAGGAAACGAGAAAUUCUGGUGGGGCGGCUCGAGCACGAAAUCCUCUUGGCCCUUGUUAAACCUCGCUUCUUGGGGUCGAACAAUGCAUUUCGUCGGCAUCCUCUGUUUCUCCGGUGAUUGCACAUAAAGCUGCCAUUAUUAGAACUUCAGUGGGCGGGAGAAGUUUGCUGCUUUUUCCAGCCACGCGUUUUCACGCUUACUCUUACGCACAAUUUGCUCGCGCGCGUUUCGUUCCUAUCCACUCCAUGUGGCCGCCAGUUGCACCACGACUCUCGUUCCUUCGUGUUCGCACCGUCGCGUUCGACGUCGAUCGAGGCAAAAUAUAACACUGAAAUCAUUCCAUUUCACAUCAAUUUUACCACGUGAACAGGUGACAGUGCGCGCUGUUUCCAGGCGAAGAAAUUUUCAAAUCGGAUGCGAGCUUGAAUUUUCCCGUUCAAAGCUGUGCAAUCGCACCAUAAUUCUUCGUGUUCGCGCCACUGUACACGUAUCGAAACAUGUGAUAUAAGAACUAUCCAUUUUAUUCCACGUGAACAGAGACGAUACACGCCGUUUCGAGGCAGACAAAUUUGUAAGUCGAGUGCGAAUUUUCAUGUGUUUACAAACCUGUGUAAUCGGUAUUAGCAUAACUCUCCUUGCUUCGUGUUUAUAUACGUCGUUUAUAUACGCGUAUUGAAACAAAAUAUAACACAAGAAUUAUUUCAUUUUACUUUUAUAUUUACGAAGAGAACAACGCACGUCGUUUAGACAGACAUUUGUAUGCAAUGUGAGCUUGAAUUUUCGUGUGUUCUGUGUUCUAAUUGCUGUUAAUCGCACGAUGUCAUUUUUACCACGUGGUGCACUAUUUCGAAAGAAAAAAAAUCACAAGUUAGAUUCGAAUUUUCAGAGGAGGCAAGUAUUGCGAUACAAAAUUUCUUUCUCACUGUUCACGUUCUCAUUACAUUUUCAUUCUAAAACCAUUUUUAACGACUACCAUUAACGUAUAUCGUUUCGAGGCGGAAAAAUUGUAAAUCGUAAAAUGUAAAUUGAAAUUUUCAGUGUGACAAAUCUUCGAGACGAUUGCCACAUCGCGAAUCUCGUUUCUUAACGUUCACUUCAGAAGUUAAAGCAAUUAUUCUUCGUUCUCUUAUCUAAAUUUUUAUCACACCAGAAAUGAUAUAGGCGAUUUUCGAAUCGGAAAAUUGAAUUUUCGCGUGCGACAAAAAUCUCGAGGAAAGACGUGCGAUUGUCGCGAUCGCUAUUAUCGCUCGCUCUACUUUCGACCACGCUCGCGAUCUAGUUUCUGAUUCGCGGUGAAUCGUUAAUUGUCGCCACGAGUUUUUCGCGAUACGCAAAGCUUAUUAGAGUUUCCUCGAAGAAUUAUUCUCUCUCGUAUUGUAAAAAGCUGUGUAAAAUGAUAUUUUCGAUCCUGUGUCGUUCUCUUAAAUUUGUGUCUAUUGAUUUGCAACAAUUCAAAUGGGAAUCGUAUCCACCAUUGCGAAACUUCUAUCGUGAAGUUUAUAAAACAGUGCACAUCGCUCUCUAAUUAUUGUAACGAUUUAAACGCAAGAAUCGUUUCAAUUCUUUUUUAAACUUUUAUCAACUGAUCUAUUCGUGAAUUAAUUAUCAAAGUGAUCAAAGUGAUACCAAUGAUUCACAAUCAAUCAAGUUUUAUCUAUUCAAACUUUGCUGAAAAAGAAAAGAGAAAUGUCCAGAAAAACGUCCAGUUGCAACAAGAUCAACAUAACCUCAACGUCCGUUUUUCGCCGCGAUGGAAAGCAAUGCAUAUGAAUCGAAGAGACAAAAUGAGAAUAUCGUCGAUUUCUUCGAUCUUCUCUUCACGACAUAACUACAUCCACAGCAUAGAGAGUAGAAACAUGCCCCUCAAGUUUCAAGCGAUCGAAAAAUUCGAUUGAAUUCUCGCCGAAAGGAGACGUCAUGACGCAAUCGAAACUUCCGAGUUUUCUGCUCACCACGUGGCUGCUGCUCGGCACGAUAGCGACGAAAUCGAGAAUGGGGGAAUUUCUGCACAGUUUGCAAGAGUACGAGAUCGUUUAUCCUCGAGUGAUCUCGAACGAAAAUGGGAGAGGAAGGAGAUCGACUCGAGAAAGUUUGGAACCGAUGCUUCUCGAGAUCAGCAACUGGACACUAAGGACCGUGGUCAACGAUCGUUUCCUCUUCUCCUCAAAUUUCACCGUGGAUUGGGUGAAACGUGGAAAAAGAAGGUUGGAGGAUCACGAAAAGGCAAGAUGCGAUCUACGACGGGGAAGUUUAGAAGGCGACGAGAGUUCUUUCGUUGUGGUCACUAUCUGUGAAGAGGACGUGUAUGCAAUGAUGCUGACCAAUCAAAGAUCGUUUUUCGUGCAACCAUUGACGAACGGUGAACAUGUUAUGUUCCAAUCGAAGCAAGCUAAAUGGUGGUCGACGAGAGAAAAUCUGGGUGACGAUGUUAUUGUUGCAGAGAAAUCGAGGAAGGAGAGAAAAGAUAAAAAAUCGAAGCGAAGAAGACGGGAAUCGUUGAAUCACGAUGUUCAGACAUUUUACAAUCUUUCCGGUGACAUAUUUGACGUGGAAUAUCCAGAAGCUGAGAAACUAAUUUUAUACGAUGAGAAAGACGAAAUAUCCGCAGAGUACAACGAUACGAGUGUGGAAGAAUUACCGACUGACGUAAAUUCUGAAGAGAUUGGACAUUUUUCCGGGCCCAAGUGGCAAAGGAACAAAAUAUCGAAAAGAAAACAAGGCAGUAAAGAAUCGCCGCCACGAUGGUUGGAGCUUGGAAUAGCUGCAGAUUAUUCUGUGAUCGAUUUUCACGGAAUCCGAGUACAACAAUAUAUCUUGGCACUUUUGAACAUCGUCAGCGCGAUUUAUAUGGACCCAUCUCUCGAUUCGAAUAUGGUUCUAGUGAUCGUGCGAAUGAUUUUAUACGCGGAGAAAAGAGAUGGAAUGGUUCGCCGUGGUGACGCCAAACGUUCCCUCGAAAACGUAAAUAAAUGGAACAGAAAAAUGUUAUCCUCGGCAGAUGUAAAUCAUGAUGUUGCUGUGUGGCUGACACGGUUGGAUAUAGGAGGUCCAUCCGGUUAUGCACCUGUGUCGGGGGUAUGCGAUCCCUCCAGGUCAUGCGCCUUGAAUCGAGACGAGGGUUUGACUAGUGCUUUUAUCAUAGCGCAUGAAGUGGCACACAUUCUAGGCUUGACUCACGACGGGGACGAGAUGACGGGAAACGCUUGCAAGGAAGAGGGAUCUCGAGGAAGCGUGAUGGCACCCAUGGUCGCUGCCACGUUCCACCACUUCUAUUGGUCCGCCUGUUCCAAAAAGGAAUUCCAUCGAAGAGUAAGGCGGUGGUCCUGUUUGCUGAACAAGCCAAGACACGAUAGCCUAGGCCAAUUAAGAACAACUGUUCGGGAGACGUUCACCAUGGACGAGCAAUGUCGCAUGGAGUUUGGGGAAGGUUACGAGCACUGCAAAACUUUUGACAUCGAGGAACCAUGCUCCCGUUUAUGGUGUGGCAACAGCAAUAUUUCUGAGUCUUGCAAGACCAAGAAGGGACCGCCUUUGGAAGGCACGUUGUGUGGAACCUCGAAGUGGUGCAUAAAGGGUCGAUGCGUAUCGACGAAUAGAAAAAAUUUCGAUUUUGGCGUGAUACUGAAUAAACCUAGAAACGGUGGUUGGAGCGGUUGGGCCUCGUGGAGCAAGUGUUCGAGAAGCUGUGGAGUAGGAGUACAGUGUCGAACGCGAAAGUGCAACAAGCCUCUGCCAGCCUACGGUGGAAAAUAUUGUUCAGGCCCCAGCGACGAUUGCAGAGUAUGCGAUUUGCCAAUGUGUCUAACCUCGAUCGAUCUCAGAGCUCAACAAUGCACCAAAUUGGCCAAUAUUCUUUAUCUCGAGAGAUUCGAUUCCACCAGAGACGUAACCUGGCUACCUCACGCCUCCAAUCAGGAGAAUCUGAGAUGUCGAUUGGUCUGCAGGAGUAAAGAGACGGACGAGAUAUUUUACACGAGGAAGCAUUUGAUCGAUGGCACCCCGUGCUCUUACGGAUCGACAGAUAUAUGUAUACAGGGCGAGUGCCAUGAAAUGGGAUGCGAUCACGUUUUAGGAUCGAAGAAAGUGUUCGAUCUAUGCGGUGUAUGCGAUGGUGAUAAUUCGAGCUGUGAAAAUGUCAUCACCAAGUUCCAUAGGAAGCUUCGACGAGAAGUAACACGAGUCGCUAUAAUACCACGAGAGGCGUACAAUUUGUAUAUGAACAUCACAAUAGCUGGAUCUCCCCACUUUCACAGGGAUAACUUGACAAUCGUGAUUGGUGAUGGAAGGAGAAGGCGAAACGUUCAGGAGAAUUUAGCUUCUCGAAAGCGAGAUAUAACGAUCGUUCAAGGCGCUGCCUUUCGAGUUCAGAAACGUGGUAAUAACACGUAUUCCAUAGAGGCGAAUGGUACUACGUUUGAAGAUGUCGUCAUUUUGCUUAUGGUAGCAAAGGAUACGAUACAUCAAGGAAUCUCGACUACGGUUUCUCUGAGAUAUUUCUUAAAUCGCGAUGAAAGGAGCGCUAAGGAUAGAUAUAUAUGGCUGUUCGGUGGUUGGAGCUUUUGUUCGGCCAGUUGCGGUGGUGGAACCCGUCAGAAAAUGAUAGUCUGCAAGGAUGAGAAGACAGGGAGAAUCGUGUCGCGAAGAAAAUGCCCGUUGACGACCAAACCGAGUCAAGAAAUAGAGAAAUGCAACGUCUUUAGUUGUACCUUCAAAUGGAUACCAGGCCCAUGGGAAGCAUGUUCAACUACGUGUGGAAAAUUUGGCGUGCAAUUACGACAGCUUUAUUGCAUUCACUCGGGUUUCAAUGGAACAGAAAUGAAUAGGAAUAACGAAAUAGAAGUGUACAGAACGAUGGUACAAUCAUCCAUAUGUCAAUCAAGCCCUAUGCCUACGAAUACCAGAGAAUGUAACAGGAUUCCUUGCCCUGGACGUUGGAUUUUUACAGACUGGUCCUCGUGCUCGAAGAAAAAUGGGAAAGGUAUACAGUCGCGAAUAGCCAGAUGCAUUCCUCCAGAGAACGAAUCGUUUUACAAUUGCGACGGCCCGACCGUAAAAACGGAAAUCCGUUCUUGCACCGGUCACGUGACCAGAGCUAUCGAAUUUCCAUCUCGUUGCCUCAGAGACAAGAAUCGAUUCUGCUCCAUACCGAGUUUGAAACGAUAUUGCAACGUGGCUGCUUUUAGAAAAAGGUGUUGCCGUUCUUGCGAAAAUUUCGAUCCGUCGAAUUCUUUCGAUCGCAUGUUGCAAACUUGAAUUUAAAAUUUAAAAUUUGUUUAAAAAAAAAAUAUUUAUUGUUUGCGAUGAAUUUAAGAUAGAAUUUAAAUUAUUUCAACAAUAUUAGAUAUUGAGAUGGAAGAUUGUGGUAACAGACUAAGAUUUAUUUAAAUUUCGAGUAUACAAUACACAGUGACAUUAUUUAUUAGUACGAAUUAAAAGUCUAACGAAAUAAAUCCAAAUCAAGAAAAAAAAAUCGGGAUGAUCAACACUUUGUAAUAAAUAUAACGAAGAUAAAAUGGUAAUAUGGAACUUUGCAGAUAAUUUGUUGCAUUGCCAAUUUACAUAAUUUACUUCGUUUGACGAAUAAUAAAAAUUAUACAAUCCCAUUCUUCAAUCCAUAUUCAUUAAUAAUUUAUCGAUAUUUAAAAUAAUUUUCAAUUAUUUUAAUUUUCUAUAUACACGAUCAAAAUUAAAAUUUCGAUAAAAAUAUAUUAUAUAUUCAACUUAAUCAUAAAAUAUAUAUUAUUUGAGUAUUUCUAUCUUUUUAAAUUAAUAACAUUUAAUAAUAAUAAAUUGCAUACGAUAUUCCAUAUUAUCAUAUUCUCUUCCAAAUUGUUAAACAAGCUUCUACGACCCGUUUUUCACGAGUAGUAGAGAAAUCGGAAGAUUCGAUUCGUUCGAAGAAUGUACUGUCCUACGUUACGUCCCUCGAUUUCCGUUUCCUCCAAUUCACGCCUGAGAUUAUAGCUGUUAAAAUCAGCGAAGAUAUGUUCAUAACAAAAAGAUAUGUACGUAAACAUAUGUAUAGGGUGCGCUCCAGAUUUA
This is a messenger RNA of Apis mellifera (honey bee), 6110 nucleotides long. RefSeq names its product A disintegrin and metalloproteinase with thrombospondin motifs 3. The record is from RefSeq and is a predicted model, not a curated record. NCBI's taxonomy places the organism in Eukaryota, Metazoa, Arthropoda, Insecta, Hymenoptera, Apidae. Bases 1986 to 5321 code for a protein of 1111 amino acids. Gene Ontology annotation, cellular component: extracellular matrix. The transcript is spliced from 15 exons. Gene Ontology annotation, biological process: proteolysis; extracellular matrix organization. Gene Ontology annotation, molecular function: metalloendopeptidase activity.